This is a messenger RNA of Aspergillus homomorphus CBS 101889, 2445 nucleotides long. RefSeq lists its product as uncharacterized. The record is from RefSeq and is a predicted model, not a curated record. Gene Ontology annotation, molecular function: mRNA guanylyltransferase activity; ATP binding. Lineage: Eukaryota; Fungi; Ascomycota; Eurotiomycetes; Eurotiales; Aspergillaceae. The transcript is spliced from 5 exons. Bases 1 to 2445 code for a protein of 814 amino acids. Gene Ontology annotation, biological process: 7-methylguanosine mRNA capping.
AUGGCUACUACCAAUAAUGGUGACAGAGCGCCCUCUGUCGCAUCAUCUGCUGCGGGCAGUUUAGUUGAAGCGUCCGGAUAUAAAUUCUCCGAGAAGGAUGUCAAACCGGGAAAGAUCAAGUUGAAGAAACCGGCCAAGUUUGGGGGCAGGAAGAAGGCUGAGGAACCCCCUGCAUCCCCCGGCUCGUCCCCGAUUCUCCCCGAAAUCGACGAGAAGACGAUGGCCGCCUUCCCCACGGGCAAACCGCGUGAAGAAGAUCAUCUCGAGACGGUCGUUUGCAAAACCUGCAAGAGGCCGGUCCUCAAGCAGCAUGCCGUGGAGCAUAUCCGCGGCUGUAUCAGAGCGAAGCAGGAGAAGGCGCGCCGCAAGAAAGAGGCGCGCGACGCGGCGAAUCGGGCCAAGGCCGGAGAUAAAGAGGAUAACGAUGAGGUCGGAGUGGGAGGCGGAGCUGGAGGACCAGGCGGGGAGAAAGGGGAAGGUGGAGAGGACUCGGCGAUGAAGGGCCAGAAGAGCGCAAAGAAGAGCGCCGUCAAAGGGAUGGCGGAGGAUGGAAGGAAGAAGGGCACGAAACGGAAAACGGAGACAGGUGAUGGAGACGACAAGGAUAGCAAGGAGCCCAAGAAGAAGAAAAAGAAGGAGGAGCCGAAACCAAAGGUCGCCAAGCCGAAGGGACCGGUGGAUGUCGAAAAACAGUGCGGUGUUACUCUGCCGAAUGGUGCUCAGUGUGCGCGCUCCUUGACCUGUAAGAGUCAUUCCAUGGGGGCGAAAAGAGCGGUUCCUGGCCGUUCAUUGCCAUACGACAUGUUGCUCCAGGCGUAUCAGAAGAAGAACCAGGCGAGGCAGCAGAAGGCUGCUAUCGAUGCCAACGCGCCGCUGCAGGACGACCAGGACAAUAAUGGCCCGGUAGACUCGGACGAAGAGAAGGAUGCCGUCAUGGCGGCGAUUGCGCGCUCGCAGCCACAGCCCCUCGUCACUCACACGUUGAUCUCAACCAAGAAGAAGUAUCAGUAUGUGCGCAUCAAGGAGAUGCUGUCCCAUGCUUUGGGAGGCUCUCGCGGCGGUGGCCUCUUCUCGACAGGCGACAACACCUCCUCCACGCCAUCCUUAUUUUCGGAUGGCAAUCUCUUCACCCCUGUGGACGAUGUCGGUAUGAAUUUACCGGUCUCCGCAACCGUGCCGGAUCAUGCAACAGACGCCGAUGCGAAAACUCCAGCCGCGCCUGCGUCUAAGAAGCUUUCUGCCGAGCCGGAGCUGGCGGAUGUACUUCGGCGCGAGGUCGCCGAUCUCUUGGGGCGCAACAACUUGAACUUCCCGGGAGCGCAGCCGGUCAGUUUCGCGACACGCCAUCUCACCGAACUCCAGCGGGAGGACUACUACGUAUGCGAGAAGACGGACGGAAUCCGAUGUCUCAUGUACUUCGCGCGGGGGGAACCGGACUCGGAAACACCAGAAGUGCACUACCUGAUCGACCGCAAAAACGACUACCGGUGGGUGCCCGGGUUGCACUUCCCGCUGCCGGGCGACGAAUCGUUCCGGCAAUUUCACGUGGAUACGAUCGUGGACGGGGAGCUCGUGAACGACACCUACGAGGACGGGACACAGCAGCUCAAAUAUCUGGUGUUCGACUGCCUGGUGCUGGAUGGGCAGUCGCUAAUGCACCGCACGCUCGACAAGAGGCUGGCUUACUUCAAGGAGAAGGUGCUGCGGCCGUACAAUGCCAUGUACCGCAAAUUCCCCGAGGAGAUCCCGCACCGGACGUUUACGGUUGAGGACAAGUCGACGCAGUUCAGCUACGGGAUCGAGAUGAUGUUCCGCGAGAUUAUCCCUAAGGUGAAGAAGAUACACGGCAACGACGGCCUGAUUUUCACGUGUCGGAGCACGCCCUACAAGAUCGGAACGGACGAGCACAUCCUGAAGUGGAAGCCACCAGCAGAGAACACGAUUGAUUUCCGCAUGAGGCUGGAGUUCCCCGUGCUGGAGCCGGACACCGACGACGAGGCCGAGGGCAUCACGGAUCCCUACACGGACUACGAGGCAAUGCCGAUUUUCCACCUGUUUGUGAUGCUGCGCGCAAAUGAGUAUCAGCCCUUCGGCGAGAUGUUCGUCACGCCGGAUGAAUGGGAACAGAUGAAGGCCCUCGGCCAGCCGCUGGAUGAUACGAUUGUGGAAUGCGCGAAGGAUGAGCAGGGCCGAUGGCGGUUCUAUCGGUUGCGGGACGAUAAGACGGACGCGAACCAUAUCUCGACGGUCGAGAAGGUGCUCGAAAGUAUCCAGGAUCGCGUUACGGAGGAGGAUCUCAUCCGCAUGGCCCCUGCUAUCAAGACAGCAUGGAAGAAGCGCCAGGCGGCGCAGGAGGAGGAGGCUCGGAAACGACACCGACAAGGUCCUGGCGGUGGCGGACCUCCGAAUGGUCACAAUGGGGUCAAGAGAAAGUUUGAAGAGUAA